Messenger RNA from Angiostrongylus costaricensis, 303 nucleotides. NCBI's taxonomy places the organism in Eukaryota, Metazoa, Nematoda, Chromadorea, Rhabditida, Metastrongylidae. The record is from the annotation of a GenBank genome assembly.
AUGGAACGUUUUUCUCUCCUUAUACUUAUAUUGUUCGUGCUACUCGAUCCAGUCAUCACUGAAGAAUUGGUGAAAACGGACACGCAGGAGAAAAGAUGCAAAGUCUAUCGUAUGCCGCCUGUUCAUCAUGUCAUGGAUCAAAUAUGUCUGCUUUGUCACGAGAUGUUCUCGCAUGAGGCUCCUAAUCUGCGUGCUCAAUGUCGGGCCAACUGCUUCCGAAACGACUGGUUCUCGUCGUGUAUCGCCAUGUUCAGCUCCAAAAACCGUCAGGACCGUGAGCAACCCCAGAUGACCGUCCGUUGA